Molecule: messenger RNA, 1368 nt
Organism: Cladophialophora immunda
Lineage: Eukaryota; Fungi; Ascomycota; Eurotiomycetes; Chaetothyriales; Herpotrichiellaceae
Exons: 2
Coding region: 1-1368 (455 amino acids)
Molecular function (GO): oxidoreductase activity
Source: RefSeq, a predicted model, not a curated record
AUGCCACGCACGAGUAUGUCCCUAUACAUCCGGAAGACACUCUUCCCAGAUUUCUCGCAAAAGGUAGGACGCCUAUUGACCAACACGGUAGAUGCUAAAGAGCCUUCGGCAGACAAACAUUUAGGUGCGGUCGAAAUGACCACAUCAGUUGAAGUUACAACCAGCACGCCUCAUGCAUGGGAAAGGCAGCAUGCAGACGACAUACCUCUGAAGCUUUGUCAAAAUCUCAUGGACAUGGAACUGCAAGCAUCCAAGAUGUUGACCGAAAGAGCAUUCACCUAUUUCCACUCUGCGGCUGAAUCUCUGAAUGCCUUGGAAGCCAACCGGAGAGACUGGGCAAAAGUAUCUUUCCGGCCUCGAGUGCUCAGGAACGUUGCUCAGGUCGAUAUGUCGUGCAGAAUCAUGGGACAACCCAGCAGUCUCCCAAUUUUCAUCUCUCCAAUGGCAAUGAUCAAGCUGGCAAACAAGGACGGCGAGUUGGCUUUUGCACGUGGAGCUGGGUCAAAGGGUAUCGCGUCUGCAUUCAGCACUUACACGUCCUGCUCACACGAGGAGAUAAUGCAAUGCGUCAAAGCUGAAGGACUGCCACAGACGCAAUUCUUCCAACUAUACGUACCGAGGAAACGAGAAAACGCUGUGGAGCUCAUCCGCAUGGCACGCCGCUUAGGUUUUAAAGCGUUGCUUGUAACCGUGGAUACGCCGGUUGUCGGCAAGAGGGAAGAAGACGAUCGCUAUAAGGCUCGAGUGGAGUAUCAAUCUGGCGUGGAGGACACACCUCGGACACUGGAUACCUCAGCAUCAGAAGAGAAGCCAAUCCUCCGAGGAGUUCACUCAUCAACAUUGAACUGGGAUGACCUGGGCUGGAUUCGAGACACCUGGGGAGAUUCAGGCCCCAUUGUCUUGAAAGGCAUUCAGAGCGCCGAGGACGCCUUGCUCGCAUGUCGAGCCGGCGUAGAUGGUAUCUACCUUAGCAAUCAUGGUGGCCGACAGCUUGACUUUGCACCAAGUUCAAUGCAGACCUUGCUCGAGAUUCGGAGAUUCUGUCCUGAGAUUAUUGGGAGAAUAGAUAUCUACCUCGACGGCGGAGUGAGAAGAGGAAGUGAUGUCCUCAAGGCCAUUUGCUUAGGAGCCAAGGCUGUGGGCAUUGGGCGGCCGUUCGUCUACGCGCUCGGCGCCUAUGGACAGCAAGGUGUCGAACGCGCAAUCGAAUUACUUAGCGACGAGGUGGAGACGACGAUGAGGCUCCUCGGGGUAAACAGCUUGAGUGAGCUGAGCUCUCUCUAUGUCAACACCAAGGAGCUGGAGAAGAGCAUCGUAGACGAGAUAGACACGAGGCCCCGGCAACGGUAUGCAGGGGCUCGCCUGUGA